This is a messenger RNA of Dioszegia hungarica, 1038 nucleotides long. Its product is annotated as proteasome activator pa28. The transcript has 5 exons. Gene Ontology annotation, molecular function: endopeptidase activator activity. The record is from RefSeq and is a predicted model, not a curated record. Gene Ontology annotation, cellular component: nucleoplasm; proteasome activator complex; cytoplasm. NCBI's taxonomy places the organism in Eukaryota, Fungi, Basidiomycota, Tremellomycetes, Tremellales, Bulleribasidiaceae. Gene Ontology annotation, biological process: regulation of G1/S transition of mitotic cell cycle; positive regulation of endopeptidase activity; regulation of proteasomal protein catabolic process. Bases 1 to 1038 code for a protein of 345 amino acids.
AUGCCCUCAUUCGCCAAGCUCGCAGCAGUGGACGCUUCCAACCCCCUUAUCGGGCUAUGGAAGGAUCAGUCCGGCCCCUCUCCUCUCAAAGACCUCCUCACCGAUCGCCGCACCCGCGCCGCCCAGAUCCUCAGCGCCGACAUGCCCUCCAAGCUCACGCACAUACGCGCCCUCAUCGCGGCCGAGUCUGACCCCUCCUCGGCCCUCUGGGUCGGUCACCUCGAGAGCGGCGAUUUCACGCUUCCGCGCAUGAUGCAGCCGGACCACCUGUACCGUCUCCUUGCGCCGGGUCCGCUCGGACCUGCAGAUGGGGAGUCGGGACUGAAGGGGGAAGAUUUGGAGCCUGGGGAGAAGGUGGUUCUGCCGAGUCAGAUCACGAGGGCGGAUGGGGGUUUGGAGCUGGAGCAGGGACUGGACGAUGAUGGUGAUGAGCACCUAGCCGGCGUGGCUAGGUUGAGUAUGGGGAAGGCGAACGGGAAUGGGCACUUAAAUGGUGCUGGCAAUAGGAAGGUCACUGGGAACGGCGGCGUCGAAGGCACGAUGCCGGUGGAGAAGGGAGUCCGGGUCGGACCGCACUGGUUUGAAGUCGUGCCGAGGAACAAGGUCCAGACGGAUCUGGCCAAGCUGGUAGUCAAGGAACACGAGGAUCUACAUGCGAUGGUGCAGGAUCUGAGGGUAUGGCUGGAGCUCGAGAUCCCACUUAUUGAAGAUGGAAACUCGUUCGGCGCGGAAGUGCAGAAUCACCUCAUCAAGGAGCUGCUUACCGCAUACCAAAAGUCCAACAGCUAUAUCAAUGCGAGCAGGCAGCACCACACCGACCGGAUCAAGUUGAUCACCGAUUGGGUCAAGUACCCGAACGUCAUGGACUACCCCGCAGCCAUCACCUCUUCGGAUCGGUUCGACAACUUCAUCUCCCGCUCCUACCUCCGCAGCUUGCUCAUGAUCUACGGCGGCCUCUUGACGCGCUUCCAGCGCAACUGGGAGAAGGUCAUCAACCCCAAGGGGACCGGAGGGGGUAGUUCCGGCGGGGUAUACUAG